UCUUCACGAGUCUCAUUUCUCCCUCCACUAGUCGCCACCCAUUCAUUCCAUUGUGUUGUGUCUAUGCAGUUCAGCUCCGCUUCCUGCUUACAACCCUAACUCAUAGUGUUGAUAGAAGGCAAUACUUGGAAAUAUCAGAACCUCGAGCUGCAAUGGAACUGUACAGCAAGAUGGCCUCUACCCAAGAUGCCAGGUAUGGCCAGAAAGACUCCUCGGAUCAGAACUUUGACUACAUGUUCAAGUUGCUCAUCAUUGGUAAUAGCAGUGUGGGGAAGACAUCUUUCCUAUUCCGCUAUGCAGAUGACUCCUUUACAUCUGCAUUCGUCAGCACAGUUGGGAUUGAUUUCAAAGUGAAAACUGUAUUCAAAAAUGAAAAGAGAAUCAAGCUUCAGAUUUGGGACACAGCAGGCCAGGAAAGAUAUAGGACCAUCACCACAGCCUAUUACCGUGGAGCCAUGGGCUUUAUUUUAAUGUAUGACAUCACAAAUGAAGAAUCCUUCAAUGCAGUCCAGGAUUGGUCAACUCAAAUCAAAACAUACUCUUGGGAUAAUGCCCAGGUUAUCUUGGUUGGUAACAAAUGUGACAUGGAAGAUGAGCGAGUCAUCUCAACUGAGAGAGGCCAACAUUUAGGAGAACAGCUUGGUUUCGAGUUUUUUGAAGCAAGUGCCAAGGAUAACAUCAACGUCAAGCAGACCUUUGAGCGUCUCGUAGACAUCAUCUGUGAUAAAAUGUCAGAAAGUUUGGAGACCGACCCUGCCAUCACUGCUGCGAAACAGAACACGAGACUGAAGGAAACCCCUCCUCCACCACAGCCCAAUUGUGGCUGUUAAUGUCUCCACAUGACAGGCAGCUCCAGGAGGCUUGGUUGCCAACAAACAGCAUUUACAAAUGGUCAUUUAGCCUCUGUCAAUACUGCCCUAAUAGUUGAGAGAAAUCUUUGAUGUCAAUGGCUCGUACAUGCAAUUCAAUUCUUGGGAAAUUUCCUGUGUUGAUGUGUGUGGCAAAUGUGUGAUCUUAAAUUUGUGGACUAUCCACCUAUAAACAUCUGGUAUUUGCAUGUGAUUUGUUAUUUGUUUCCUAGGCUCUUUUUGUUUCAGGUUUCUUUUCAGAUUAAGCUACUGUGAGACAUCAGACUAUUAACUAUUGCUACAACUGACUUUUGUGGCAUGGGUUCAAAUUAGGCAACUGGCUUGUAGGGAUGAUGCUGACCAAGGAAUUGUCUGUGUGUGAACAGGGAGAUAUCUCAGGAGACAUUAUUUGCUUUACUCUGGAAAUAUUUUUACCCGGAGCAUUGUCAUAGGUCUAGCUCAGAAAAUGUAUUUUUCAAGAUAUUUAUUAGUAACUGGGUAGAUCUUAGGUUCAAAUAUUGUGUUUCAAGUUCUUUGCAAGUUCCCUAAGAGAGUGACUUGACUUCCAGUCAAGUAAAUAUUAACCAAUCUUAACUGAAAAGGCAAUGCUGGGUUAAGAAUGUUUCCUAUGUAAACAUCUUAAUGGAGUUUACCCAACUUUAUGAACAUUUAAGGGUGUUCACAAGCUGAGUGGCAUCUGCUGACAUUUUAACCCAGAGGGGUCUGAAUAGCUGAAUUCCAAGGCCUGCCCUCCUCCCUCCAUCAUCUUAAUAACCGAGUCCCCAUGAAACAUACCACCACAUAACUUUAUGAAACGAUAACCAGCUUGUGGAAGAGAAGUUGUGUUUCAGCUGAGCUCUUUUACCUACUAGGAGUUCUUUAAACACUAUCUUAAAAACUCUCAGAUUGAAGAAAAGCAAAUUUCAUCUCUGAUCUUUUUCAGUUCCAUACGUUGAGAAUUCUGAAGCAUACUCACAGAGCUUGAACUGUUAAUGUCCAAAGCUUCUCAGAGAUACUGCCAAAGAAAGUACUGAGUGCAAGUUGACUGGGUAAGGGAAUUAUUUAGGACUCACGCAUACGUCUGAAAGUGUCUUUGGAGAAAAAAGAAUUUUGGUUCAUACUUCCAGAGGGGGAGAAAUGUUCAAGGAAGUUAGAGGGCUCUGAAACCCAAUUCCAUUAGGACCCAGAAAGAGAAGAGGUAAAAAGGAAAGACAUUUGGAAGUAGUAAUAGGUCUAGGUGUGACUUAGAAAGGAAGAGAAGGUAGGGCCAUAGAGAAAUAGGCAAAUAUAUAUUUACGUAAAUAAUAGUCGACCCAUAUCUGUGAUGUUGGGAGAAUUACUGCAGCUUCCAGUGAAGGGAAUGGGGACACAGAAUUCUGGUGGUGGGAAUGGUAUGGAAUUGUACCCAUGUUCUCUUAUAAUUUUGUAAGUUAGUAUUCAAUCACUAGUAAUAAUUUUAAAAAUUAAUUUAAAAAGAAAAAAAGCAUUGAAAAUAUCUUUGACUACCAGUUAGAAAACUAGACCUCUUAUAUUCCGAGUAAGUUAGAAGAUGAACAAUAUACAAGAGAGCAUUUGAGGAAUUUUAAACACUUGUGUUUUUCCUUACUUUCUUAGAUUAAGAAUAGCUAGUUAUAAAGUUCUACAUUGGCACACUGCAAGACAGGUCUCUGCUUAAGUUUAAUAGGUUUAGUGGGACAACUCACUUCAAAAAUCACAAAGGAAAGAAAGGGAAGAUGGGUUGUGGGGAGGAAUAAUAGUUUUUUGUUGUUGUUGCUGCUGUGUUUUGCACAUAAAAGCCUGUUAACAUGGUAUUUUAUUUUAUUAUUUUUUAUUAUUUUAUGUAUUAUAUAUAGACAACCAGAAAUUGAGAGGAACAGAGAGACAGAGCGGGAGAAAUACAGAGAGAAACCUGCAGUACUACUUAACCUCUCAAAAAGAUUUCCCCUCAACAGAUAAGGAACAGGGGCUAAGCCCUGGAUCUUUGUACAUUGUGCCAUGUGUACUCAACCAGGUGUGCCACCACCUGGCCCCUGCAUGAAAUUUUACAACCUGAACUAGAAUGUGGUCAUAUUCAAUGAUAAUGCUGUUAAACUUGUUUUUAGGUCAAGUGUGAAGCUAGAGAAGUCUGUUGGCUCUUAUAGCCCUACUCCACACACCAUGCAAAUGUCAAGGGCAUAUGUUUUCAGGGUUUUUUUUUUUUUUUUUUAAGGACCUUGAUCAAUGUAUUGUUGUAAAGUGAAAAUCAAAGAGAGAGAAGAGAAAGGGAAAGAGUUUUACUCUUGAGUAAAUUCCUUCUCUAAAGAACUGAAGCCCUAAGACCCAGAUCACGUAAGUCAAGUGUCUGCUUAAGUGGUGUCAAACAUUACACUCUUUUUGUGCCAGUCAGGGGAGGAGAUUGCAACAAUUUGAGCAUCUUCACCAAGGAACGAUGAUGGAAGCAGUGCCUGCAUAACUGACUUCCACCCUAAAGAUCCCACCCUGGUGAGUGAAGUUUCUAGAGCGGAAGUGAACAUACAAACAUUCUUCUUUCUAUGAAGCUGCUAGAAAGAGGGAGUAGUCUCCACUCUUCAUCCCAUCAAAUAUUAUUAACAAACUUUUCAAAAGAGGAAUUUACCAAAAGAAGGUUUGCCAUGUAAGGCUCUAUCGGCAUCAGACUAUAUACUUGUAAAUUAUAGCACUAGUUUGAAGGUUUUGCAACCUUUAGUCAACAGACAGUGUGAGUGUACACAGCACACACAUAUCCACACAAGCACAAACCACGUUCUAUUACGUUCUCUCCAUCUGUCAGCAGCCUAAACAACAGUGUAAUUUUGCCACCUAUCUGAUGAUGAAAUCUGUAUUUAAAAUAGUAAGACACCUUAAAAAUAAAUAUAUAUGCUUUUAUCAGUUUAUAAAUUUUAGGCAUCCCAUCUGCCCAAACUUUUAUUGUGCUCAAUACCAUGAGGUUAGUGUUCCAUUUUCUCUUUCCUUUCACUUCUCCUUUUCUCUUUAUUUAUUUAUCUUUAUUGCCACCGGAGCUUAACAAUGGUACUAUAAAUCCACCACUCCCAGUGGCAAUUUUUUCCCUUUUUUUUCUUUUUCUUACUAUUUUAUUUGAUAGAACAGAGAGACAUUGAGAGGGGAGAAGGAGAUAAGCAAAGAGAGAGAAAGUCAUCUGCAAACCUGCUUCACCGCUCAUGAAGCUUUCAUCACGUAGGUAAGGAGUUGGAGCUCGAACCUCGGUCCUUCAGCAUUUUCAUGUUUGUGCUCAACCAGAUGGGUCACCACCCAGCCUUCUCAAAUGGUAUUUCUAAAAUAGAUUUCUCUUCUCUGCCACCCCUCACUACCUCCACCUGAACCUUGGUUUUAGCUACUGCUCCCAAGAGCUUUGGUGUUUGUUAUAUGUGUCAUUCCAUAAUGAAAUCUAAAAACUGAAUUGAAAUUUGCUUAAUCUAAAAAGUCAUGCCUUGGAAAGGAUCAGCAUUUCUGUUGUUUGGGUUAGGAAUAGAUGUAGAAGGUGCAAGAAAUUUCUUAAGUUCUCAGAUGUGAGUUUACAAGUUAGCAUUACAUCUGCAGGUUUAUAAGAAAGGCUUCUUCAGGACAGUGAGUCAUUGAGUUCAUUGCUGCUACCCCCACAGUACAGCUUCUACUUAAUCUGAGGGAGUCUUUUUUUAACGAGAGCACUGCUCAGCUCUGGUUAUGGUGGCCCAAGGGACUGAACCUGGGGCCUCUCAGAACUUCAGACAAGAUAUAGCCAUUAUGCUAUAUAUGUUUACCCACACCCUAUCUGGGUAAACUUCUAAAGGCUACAAGAUUCGCUAGGUUCUAAACUAGCUUUUUCUUUUUUAGCCUCCAGGGCUGUCCCUGGGGUUUGGGUUGGUGCCUACACUGUGAAUCCACUGCUCUCAGCAGACAUUUUUUUUUUUUUUUUUGAUAGGACAGAGAAGAAUUGAGAGAGGAUCAGGAAUGUAAGAGAGACACCUGCAGACUUGCCUCAUCACUGGAGAAGCAUUCUCUGCUUCAGGUGGAGAGUGGGGGCUCGAACCCUGGUAUUGCACUUAGUACUAUGUGCACUUAGGUGUACCACCACCAAGCCCCUCUGAACUAGUUUUUAUAGUUCUCCCUUGAGUUCAUUUAGUUUCUUUUGCUGCCUAAUAAAUAAAUGCUAAGAUUUUUUUAUAUAUAUGUAUAUUUGGAAAGGGGUCUAAGGGGAUGCCUUUAGUUGUAAAAGAAAGCUGCAGCAUUGCUGUAAUAAAUGUAUAGUAUAAAUUCUACAAAAUGACAGCCCAAAUUAUACAAGACAUCUCCAGAUAGAUAGAUAAAUAGAUAGAUGAUAGGUAGAUAGAACCAACAGAUACUUCAUUUACAUAACUGCUAUGCAGAUUAAAGUUUUUUUGUUUAGCACAGUGGUUAUUUUUCAGGAACUAAUUUAAGCAUCCAAUUUUAACUACAGGUAUACAACUUUUUAAAGUACAAUGUAUUCUACUAUUAGCUGAACUCCUGUAAAGCAACAUUAUUUUCAGAGUGUGGCGAUUGGUAACCACUGGCUCACUGUGAUGAGUUUAUCCAGCCUGGGUAGUAGUGUAGAGCGUGGUGUGGACAUACAUGCCUCCGUUCCUCUCACUGCAUGGCAUCUGUGGGACCAGAUUUAAGCUACAUCCAGACUCUACCAAGCCAGUCCAAGGCUGAGGUAGCUGUUGGUGGUUGGAAACAUCUUAUGUAUUUAUUUAUUUAUUUAUUUUGUAAAAUAUACUGUUUUUUUUCCUUUAUUGGGGGAUUAAUGUUUUAUAUUUGACGGUGAAUAUGAUACUUCCCUCUUAAAAAUGUACAGCUUUCCUUGACAAGCAGUCAAGUAGUAUUUUCUUUGUUAGAUUAAAGUAUUUAUUCAAGUCACACAUGUGGUGUUGGCCAUCCUGAAACAUUCACAGAUUCUAUCUUUUUAAGAAGGGAAUUUUCCAUAUAUGGUGCUUUCACAGCAUUGGGUAAAAAGGAAACUUUUUGUAACGUUCUGUAUGUAAUACACAUUUUGUUUUUAAAAGUCUAUGAAAUAGGUCCUGUAUGGUGAUUUGGUUGUGCAUAUCAUUAAUUGCCAAGAAAAAAGAGAGUAAAGAGAAAAUACGUCUUAGACAAAACCUUCGAAAUUUCUGCCAGAGCUUAAGAUCACAUCAUCUAGCUAGUAGGCAAAUUGAACUACUUGGGAUUCUCUAUGCCCUGCCUCCCUUAAAAAAAAAAAAAAGCACUGUUUUCACAGGAUGACAGAACCAAGGAUAGGAUCGAGUGGGGGAGAUAACAUAAUGGUUAUGUAAACAGACUCUCAUGCCUGAGGCUCCUAAGUCCCAGGUUCAAUCCCCCACACCACCAUAAACCAGAGCUGAACAGUGCUCUGGUGUUUCUCUCUGUGUGUCUCUGUCUCUAAAUUUCUCUCAAAAAUAAAAUAAAUUAAAUACUUAUAAAAAGAAGAAGAAAAGAAGGGUCAGGUUUCACUGUGGGCUUAACAUUAGCAUUGUUGGGGGUGGGGAGUUCAUCAAUCACACUUGCUAAAUGAAGUUGGGGGUUACCUGCUUGUUUCACUCACCUAUAUUCAAAUUUGCCCUCACUUGGACAAAUGAGUGCUUGCUGUGACUUUAUUUCUAGUGGGGCUAUUUCCGCAUUCAUAUUUAGGGCUAGAGAUGGCUCAGGUUCACGCACACUGUGUCUUCUUAAAGACACAAAUGGCACUUGAGCCACACAGACACCUGGACUUUCAGGGCUGUGAGUGUGACCAACAGCUGUCUAGUAGUUCCUACUCCUUGUAAAAGUGAAGUCUAUGGGUUGAUUGCUGUAUCAGUAUUGUUUCCAUGCAUUUCUUCGUCAUUCCUAGGAUGUGUGCUGAAUAAAAACUUCCUGUAAUUCUUGUUAAUAUUGUUAAUGUCAGACGUGAUGUGAUGCCGUUGGACUGUCCAAAUGUACAACUAUAUAAUGGUGUUUGUGGAACUGAAAUAUCUUAAAUGUUGCAUGAAAUACGUUAUAAAAACUAGGUUUGUUUUCUAUUUUUCAACACCUCUGAAUUGAGGGUUCAUGGGCCAAUAAGUGCAAUAUUUAAUGACUUACUCAGUGUAUAUAAACUAGUGUGAAGGUGAGUCAUAGUGAAUGAGUGAGAUGCUUUGGUGAUGUAUGAACUAAUCAAACUUAUUUCUUGUAGCUGUGUCUGUCCAGUGGUGCAACUUAUACAGUGAAUAUCUUACUGGUGUCAUGUGAAACUCCUCUGUGCCUAUUUCAAAGUUGUUUUUUUUUUUUCCUAUACAACCAAACAGUUAGGAUUUGCAGAUAUGUUGUUUUUCCUUUUUAGAACUGUGGGUUUUAUUUUCAGGGAAGAAUGGCUGUUUAUAUACAUAAUUCCUCUAAGCCUCUUAAAUAAGCCUAAGUUAGACACCUAAGAAAAUGCACAUAAGGAAGUUACUUUUAUGAACAGAAUGUUGAUCAUAUGUUCUGUCUACUAAAAGUCCUCAUUCUUAUAUUUGUGUAUGUUCUGUCUACUAAAAGUCCUCAUUCUUAUAUUUGUGUAUAUUUUAAUGACUGAAAAUGUAACACUAGCAACACGGGGGAUCCUAUAAUAUCAGUGUAUUUGUAGGUUGUAGCAACUGUGACAUUCACGUCAUCUUAACAGUUGACGGCACUCGAGAUAUAGAAGAAACAAACAUCAGGCUUUUUAAAUCAGUUUGCUAUGUCCUCAUAGACUCGCAUAUCCACCGGUACACCCCCUUGGUUAAUCACACAGUGAUUAACUUCACUAAGAUGCAAAAAUCAAGGAAUCAGACCUGGUUGGUACAUUAUCAAUAAAUUUUUAAAAAGUAUAAAUGUUAGUGCAAAUGAAGCUUAAAGUAGCAACCUUAAACUCCUGUUUUGCCAUGUCAGCUUAUUUAUUUUUUAUUAUCUUUAUUUAUUGGAUAGAGACAGUCAGAAAUAGAGAGGGAAGGGGGAAGACAAGAGAGAAAGAGAGACACCUGCAGCACUGCUUCACCACUCGCAAAGCUUUCCCCCUGCAGGUGGGGACCGGGGGCUCAAAUGUAAGUCCCUGUGCAUUGUAACAUUUGCCCUCACCGAGAUGUGCCACCACCUGGCCCCCUAUUUCAGUUUCUAAAUCAGUGAACACACAUUAAUGUCCUUGCCUUUUCAUUUAGCAGAGUAACCUCAUAACACCCUUAGGAAGAACUGGGGAAUUAUUCCCUAGAAGUGGUUAAGAGCAGCCUGUCCUCCAGGAUCAUGCCCAUCUGUACAUUAUGUAAAGCCUUCAAUACUUUCUAUGGCAGUUGCUUGGAAGUGACAUGUAAGAAUAUGCUAAUCGUAUGAAGUGGCUUUUCAGCUGCCACCAGUGAGGUGUGGCCCUAUUAAAUGUCAUAGCUUGACAUUAAUUCUUAGCUCUUCAACCCUGCAGAAACAAGUGAAAGAGGAAGAGACAGGGAGCUAAACGAUGACUUUGUGCCAAAUUAAAAAAAAAGUAAGCAUGUAACCAGUGUGAGAAUGAAAAUAUCUGAGUGUGUCAGUUUAGUUGUUUUUUAAUAUUAUGAUGUUAUUGUCAUCACUGGAGUUUCACCUCUCCAGGCUGACUGUGUUCAGGUAGAGAGAACAGAGACAGAAAGAAAGAAAGAGAAGACAUCGAAACACUGAAGCUUCCCCAAUGCAGUGUGAACUGUACUCAAACCUUAGUCACAUGACAAAGCAGACAUCCUCCCAGCCUUAGAUAUGCUUAGUCAUCACAUAGUUAAUAUCCUCUGUGCUCUGAGAAUCGAUCUGGAAGAAGUAUGACUCCACCACACAUGAGCUUAGCAACUGAGAGACAAGAGGUACAAUUACCAAGAUAUCUAAAUGUAAGUUAGAACGCAGCAACACAGAGAAUGGGGAACCUGUAAAACUGGAAAUGUCAAGAAUGUCUCUAUCAAAGGUAUCAUACAUGAUCUCAGGAACAAUUACAGCAUUUGGCAAAUAGUGGCAGGCAAAUCAGUGAGGAAUAUCAGGUUAAUUUCCUUGUAAAUGGAAGGGUGGCCGAGCUCACAACUAGAGGGCCUGGUUUUUCUCCAGAGAGCAACUGGCUCCCUGCAGCCCAAAAACUUGCCCCAGUUUAUCUCUCUCUUUGUCCUCUUAAGGAAAACAAUCUGCUGCAUCAUCAAAUUCCUCUGUACUGAGCAACCCAAGUUUCCACCACAAAAUACAAAUUGCUUUAAAGCCACAUUAGAACAGCUCCUUUAGACAUUUUGCCUAUGCACCAAACCACAAGACACUCUCUAAUCCAAUGUCACCCAGGAAGACCUGUAGCAAGAGACUUUUCUGAAGUUCCCCAUUUCCCCAUAAAGAGCAGCAGGAACUGCCACAGAUAGAGGCCUUCCUUUGUUAACAAGGCACUCUGGGUUCCUGCUCAGUGACGGCAAUGUGGAGCUCGUAAAAUAAAUAAAUAAAUAAAUACUGAGUAACAGCUUACUGCUUUCCUAUAGUGAUAGUUACACUUAGUAGAAAACUAAUGUUGCGCAGCGAACACUGUGACUAUCCGUGCGCCCACAUGAGCUCAUGUCUGGGUUUUAAGGCUAUAAAAUGUAUUCACAUUGUCAAGUUUUAAUUCUCUUUACUGAAAAAUAAUUGUGGAAAAAAAAUCGGUCUGUGCACUAUUAAGUUUCGAUGUGGAUUCUGUAUAGAAAGUGCUUUUGUUCUUUGGAGUUAUCUUGUUUUAUUUUUUGGAGGUCACAAUAAAUAUCUAAGGGACUAUAUUCCUGAA
Messenger RNA from Erinaceus europaeus (western European hedgehog), 9573 nucleotides. It is a transcript of the gene RAB3C, whose product is annotated as RAB3C, member RAS oncogene family. Gene Ontology annotation, molecular function: GTPase activity; GTP binding. The transcript has 5 exons. Lineage: Eukaryota; Metazoa; Chordata; Mammalia; Eulipotyphla; Erinaceidae. The record is from RefSeq and is a predicted model, not a curated record. Gene Ontology annotation, biological process: regulation of exocytosis; protein localization to plasma membrane; protein secretion. The coding region runs from base 153 to 830 and encodes 225 amino acids. Gene Ontology annotation, cellular component: plasma membrane; endosome; synaptic vesicle.